AUGCGCUCUUCGCGCGUCUCUCUCGACACGGCGCGUCUCUUUGACCCGACCGUUAUUGCCGCCAGCACAACGACCCGUCGGACCACGCGCUCGCUGUCCCGAUUCGCCUACGCCCCCGUCAGCGGCAACGCCCGCGCCGCGCCCGACAUUGAAGAUGCCGUGCCGCCGCCGCCCGCCGCCAAGCGCCGGCGCAAGCUCUCGAGCGAGUCACCCGUCAAGUUGAUCAAAGAGGAGCUGCUGGAGGACACGGAGCCGAUUCGCGCGUCGGCUCUGACGACAACAACGCCAAAGAGGAAAAAACAGCAGCCGCGCAAACCGGCGCGCAAGGCGGUCGAUCCAGAAACGGGCGAGACGACGGUGGCGCCGCCGUCUGACUGGGAAGAGGUGUAUGGGAUAGUGCGCAAGAUGAGGGCGCCGGGAGGGGCGGCGUACGGCGCGGCGGUCGACACGAUGGGCUGCGAGAGGCUCGCGGACCGGGGGUGCUCGGAAAAGGACCAGCGGUUUCACACCCUGAUUGCGCUGAUGCUGUCGAGCCAGACAAAGGACACGGUCAAUGCGGUGGUGAUGAAGCGGCUACAGACGGAGCUGCCGCCGUAUAAACCUGGCGCGCCGGCUGGGCUGAAUCUCGAUAACAUCUUGGCCGUCGACCCCGACACACUGAAUAAGAUGAUUUGGGCCGUCGGCUUCCACAACAACAAGACCAAGUACAUUAAAAAGGCGGCCGAGAUUCUACGCGACGAGUGGAACGGCGACAUCCCCGACACGAUCGAGGGCCUGACGGCGCUGCCGGGCGUGGGCCCCAAGAUGGGCUACCUGUGCCUGUCGGCGGCAUGGGGCCGGACCGAGGGCAUCGGCGUCGACGUGCACGUGCACCGCAUCACCAACAUGUGGGGGUGGCACAAGACCAAGAACCCCGAGGAGACGCGGCUCGCGCUGCAGGCGUGGCUGCCGCGGGACCGCUGGCGCGAGAUCAACGGGCUGCUGGUCGGGCUGGGCCAGGCCGUGUGCGUGCCGGUCGGGCAGCGCUGCGGCUCCUGCGACGUCGGCCUCGGGGGCCUCUGCAGGGCGGCGGACAGGAAAAAGGUGGCGCUGGGGAGGGCGGAAAGGGAGGUGGUGAAGCGGCAGGAGGAGGAUCGGAGGGAGCUCGAGGAUAUCAAACCGGCCAAGGAGGAGGAGCUGUGA
Messenger RNA from Beauveria bassiana ARSEF 2860, 1182 nucleotides. RefSeq names its product HhH-GPD superfamily base excision DNA repair protein. Gene Ontology annotation, cellular component: nucleus. The coding region runs from base 1 to 1182 and encodes 393 amino acids. The transcript has 2 exons. Gene Ontology annotation, molecular function: oxidized pyrimidine nucleobase lesion DNA N-glycosylase activity; DNA binding; DNA-(apurinic or apyrimidinic site) endonuclease activity. Gene Ontology annotation, biological process: base-excision repair, AP site formation; nucleotide-excision repair; base-excision repair. Lineage: Eukaryota; Fungi; Ascomycota; Sordariomycetes; Hypocreales; Cordycipitaceae. The record is from RefSeq and is a predicted model, not a curated record.